GCUCCCUAGCCUUUGGCUGGGUGCAACUUCCAUUUUAGGUGUUGGAUCUGAGAGAAAAAAAAAGAGGGAGAGAGAGAAAGAAGAGCAGGAAAGAUCCUGAAAGGAGGAAGAGGUGGCGAAAAAUCAACUACCUUGCUGGAUUUGUCUUUCUCAGAACAUUGACGAAGCCUUGGUUUUCUUUCUUAAAGGACUGGUUUUUAGAAGUCCACAUUUGAGCUCUCUUCUUCCUGCUUCCUCCUUGCUGUGGUGGCUGGGAUGCUUCUCCCAUGAUAUUUUGAAUCUAGACUGGGCUGUUCUCUGUUAAACCAAUCAAUUACGACCUUCUCUUAACAGUGUGAAGUGAGGGGGGCCUUCUCCCUCCUUCCUCCUCCCCCUGUGAUCCACCUUCCCUUUUUACCCUGCCCUGCGGCGGCUCUGCCCCUUACCUUCAUGGACGACUCAGAGGUGGAGUCGACCGCCAGCAUCUUGGCCUCUGUGAAGGAACAAGAGGCCCAGUUUGAGAAGCUGACCCGGGCGCUGGAGGAGGAACGGCGCCACGUCUCGGCGCAACUGGAACGCGUCCGGGUCUCACCACAAGAUGCCAACCCGCUCAUGGCCAACGGCACCCUCACCCGCCGGCAUCAGAACGGCCGGUUUGUGGGCGAUGUUGACCUUGAGCGACAGAAAUUUUCAGAUCUAAAACUCAACGGACCCCAGGAUCACAGUCACCUUUUGUAUAGCACCAUCCCCAGGAUGCAGGAGCCAGGGCAGAUUGUGGAGACCUACACGGAGGAGGACCCUGAGGGAGCCAUGUCUGUUGUCUCUGUGGAGACCUCGGAUGAUGGAACCACUCGGCGCACAGAGACCACAGUCAAGAAAGUGGUGAAGACGGUGACAACACGGACGGUCCAGCCAGUCUCUAUGGGACCAGACGGGCUGCCUGCAGAUGCCUCAUCAGUUUCGAACAGCUAUAUCCAGACUCUGGGUCGUGACUUCCGCAAGAAUGGCAAUGGGGGACCUGGCCCCUAUGUGGGGCAAGCAGGCACUGCUACCCUUCCCAGGAACUUCCACUACCCUCCGGAUGGAUAUAGCCGCCACUAUGAAGAUGGUUAUCCAAGUAGCAGUGACAACUAUGGCAGUCUGUCCCGGGUGACCCGCAUUGAGGAGCGGUAUAGGCCCAGCAUGGAAGGUUACCGGGCACCCAGUAGACAGGAUGUCUAUGGGCCGCAGCCCCAGGUUCGGGGAGGUGGGAGCAGCGUGGAUCUGCAUCGUUUCCAUCCAGAGCCUUAUGGGCUUGAGGAUGACCAGCGUAGCAUGGGCUACGACGACGUGGAUUACGGCAUGAUGUCUGAUUACGGCACUGGCCGUCGGACUGGGACACCCUCUGACCCUCGGCGACGCCUCAGGAGCUAUGAAGACAUGAUUGGUGAGGAGGUGCCAUCAGACCAGUACUAUUGGGCUCCUUUGGCCCAACACGAACGGGGAAGUUUAGCAAGCUUGGAUAGCCUGCGCAAGGGAGGGCCUCCACCCCCGAAUUGGAGACAGCCAGAGCUGCCAGAGGUGAUAGCCAUGCUAGGAUUCCGUUUGGAUGCUGUCAAGUCCAAUGCAGCGGCAUACCUGCAACACUUGUGCUACCGCAAUGACAAGGUGAAGACUGACGUUCGGAAGCUCAAGGGCAUCCCAGCACUGGUGGGGUUGUUAGACCACCCCAAAAAGGAAGUGCACCUUGGAGCCUGUGGCGCUCUCAAGAAUCUCUCUUUUGGGCGCGACCAGGAUAACAAGAUUGCUAUAAAAAACUGUGAUGGUGUUCCUGCUCUUGUGCGAUUACUCCGAAAGGCUCGUGAUAUGGACCUCACCGAAGUGAUUACUGGAACCCUGUGGAAUCUCUCAUCCCAUGACUCAAUCAAAAUGGAGAUUGUGGACCAUGCACUGCAUGCCUUGACAGAUGAAGUGAUCAUUCCGCAUUCUGGUUGGGAGCGGGAACCUAAUGAAGAUUGUAAGCCGCGCCAUAUUGAGUGGGAGUCUGUGCUCACCAACACAGCUGGCUGCCUUAGGAAUGUCAGCUCGGAGAGGAGUGAAGCUCGCCGGAAACUUCGGGAAUGUGAUGGUUUGGUGGAUGCUCUCAUUUUCAUUGUUCAGGCUGAGAUUGGACAGAAAGAUUCAGACAGCAAGCUUGUGGAGAACUGUGUUUGCCUCCUUCGGAACUUGUCCUAUCAAGUUCACCGAGAAAUCCCACAAGCAGAACGUUACCAAGAGGCACCUCCCAAUGUUGCCAACAAUACUGGGCCACAUGCUGCCAGUUGCUUUGGGGCCAAGAAGGGCAAAGAUGAGUGGUUCUCCAGAGGGAAAAAACCCACAGAGGAUCCAACAAAUGAUACAGUGGAUUUCCCUAAAAGAACUAGUCCUGCUCGAGGCUACGAACUCUUAUUUCAGCCAGAGGUGGUUCGGAUAUACAUCUCACUCCUCAAGGAGAGCAAGAAUCCUGCCAUCCUAGAAGCCUCAGCUGGGGCCAUCCAGAACCUGUGUGCUGGGCGCUGGACGUAUGGUCGAUAUAUCCGCUCAGCUCUGCGUCAAGAGAAGGCUCUUUCUGCCAUUGCUGACCUCCUGACCAAUGAACAUGAGCGGGUCGUGAAAGCUGCCUCUGGAGCACUGAGAAAUCUGGCUGUGGAUGCUCGCAACAAAGAAUUAAUUGGUAAACAUGCUAUUCCUAACUUGGUAAAGAAUCUGCCAGGAGGGCAACAGAGCUCUUCCCAGAAUUUCUCUGAGGACACUGUGGUCUCUGUUUUGAAUACCAUCAAUGAAGUUAUUGCUGAGAACUUGGAGGCUGCCAAAAAGCUUCGAGAGACACAGGGUAUUGAGAAGCUGGUUUUGAUCAACAAAUCAGGGAACCGCUCAGAAAAAGAAGUUCGAGCAGCAGCGCUUGUAUUACAGACAAUCUGGGGAUAUAAGGAACUGCGGAAGCCACUGGAAAAAGAAGGAUGGAAGAAGUCAGACUUUCAGGUGAAUCUAAACAAUGCUUCUCGAAGCCAGAGCACUCAUUCAUAUGAUGAUAGCACUCUCCCUCUCAUUGACCGGAACCAGAAAUCAGAUAAGAAACCUGAUCGGGAAGAAAUUCAGAUGAGCAGUAUGGGCUCAAACACAAAAUCAUUAGAUAACAACUAUUCCACACUGAAUGAGAGAGGAGACCACAAUAGAACACUGGAUCGAUCUGGGGAUCUAGGCGAAAUGGAGCCAUUGAAGGGAACGCCCCUGAUGCAGGACGAGGGGCAGGAAUCUCUGGAGGAAGAGGUGGAUGUGUUGGUUUUGGAUGAUGAGGGGGACCAAAUGUCUUACCGCCCCCAUGCAGAAGAUUUAGCACCACUCUCUCCGCUACAUCUGGGCUUAUAAUAUAUGUACUUUUAUUUUUUGGUGGUGAAAUGGACUGAUGAUUUUUCCCUUUCUUCGCUGGACUGUUGUGCCCACUGCCACACUGCCUCCUGCCCUCGUAGCCCUAAGUGGCUGCCUUCUUUCCAUCAACUCCCUAACUUCUUCCAGUGAAGCUUAAUUGUCCCUCCUCCCCCCCUCCAGAUCCCCUGCAAUUACUCCCAAGAAGCCUGACUCGGUUAUAUGCAUAUCUUGAGAAACUGCUGCAGAUUAGCUCUUUUUGCCAGCUCUCCCUGGAACUCUUGACCUUGUGUGGAGGGAGGGAGAGAGUGGGAAUCCUCACUGGAAGCCAUGGGAAGAAUUGGAAGUUAUAUGCUAUAUAUGCAGUGUCCAGCAAUCUGAUAAACCGAUGAUUCUUAAGCAAGAUUUUUUUUCUCUUGGUGGGGAAGGGACCUUUACAUUUUUGGAGAAUGGAGGGCGUGAGCUCUUCCUUUAUUUCUAAUGACUAUUUUUGAAGCAAA
Molecule: messenger RNA, 3863 nt
Organism: Balaenoptera musculus (blue whale)
Lineage: Eukaryota; Metazoa; Chordata; Mammalia; Artiodactyla; Balaenopteridae
Gene: CTNND1
Product: catenin delta 1
Exons: 21
Coding region: 430-3366 (978 amino acids)
Biological process (GO): cell-cell adhesion; cell-cell junction assembly
Cellular component (GO): plasma membrane; adherens junction; cytoplasm
Molecular function (GO): cadherin binding
Source: RefSeq, a predicted model, not a curated record